UUUAAUGUCCGAACUAAGAGACAAAUGGCAUUUCGUCGAGACGUCGGUCAAGCGAAUUAUCGGCCCUGAUCUUUCCUACCACGAGAUCGUCGUGUUACUCGAUGGACUAGCAGGACGAUACCUGCAACCUUACGACGCUCGUAUCAUGGACAUCCUGAGGGUGAAUUACGGUGGCAGCCAGAACGAGGUCAAGAACGAAAAUGGACCCUUCUGGCAAACUGGGAAAAUGGCGUACCACUGUCCCAGAUGCAAUGCCGGCUAUACUUACAAGAAGACGCUGAAGACACACAUGAAGUACGACUGCGGCAAGGAGCCGAGGUUCAAGUGCCCUUACUGCAGCAAAAGGGACAAGUGCUCGUCGAAUAUUUACAAGCAUAUUAGAAUGCGACACAACGGAAAACCGGUGUACGUGGACAGAUUAGAGUCUUCUCGUUCUUCUACCUCUUCCUUUCGUGAUUCGUCGUCUGCCAUCGGGCAGUCGUCUUAACUUGUGGACUAAAUUAAGACAUUUUUGUGAUACAGGUGAUGCAAGUGGCUGUAAAAAUGAGAAAAGAAGAAAUGAGAAAGAGAUUUUGAUUUAUAAUACAUAUUUUAUAUAUAUAUUAUUGU
This is a messenger RNA of Vollenhovia emeryi, 609 nucleotides long. Its product is annotated as longitudinals lacking protein, isoform G-like. NCBI's taxonomy places the organism in Eukaryota, Metazoa, Arthropoda, Insecta, Hymenoptera, Formicidae. The record is from RefSeq and is a predicted model, not a curated record. The transcript has 2 exons. Bases 5 to 487 code for a protein of 160 amino acids.